GAAGGGGUGAGGGAGCCUGGCAGCCGGCGAGGCGGGGCACUGGCCUCCGGAGCCCGUGGCCAAGGCGGGCCCUCGGGCCGUGACGGAGCAGGGAUCGGUGCCUCGGCGUUCGGAUUGGAGACCAGCCAGGUCUCUCGUGGGGGUGACAUGCCUGCCAGCUGACGAAGGCCGGGCGCCGGGAGGUGCUCAGAGCGACAUGACAUGGUCCGGUGUGACGGCGAGAGAGGAGUGAAGCCGCCCGGCCUUCCCGAACAUUCUCGGCUGGAGCCGCGGGACGCAGAGUGCCCAGCAGAUCUCUGUCCCUUUGGUUUCCGGAAGGAGUUCGACACAACCGCUGCUCUCGGACCUCAAGAACCCUCAAGACGACAAGAAAUGGUGCUACCCAGCUCAUGCCUGGGCCUUGGACCCCGGACUUCUUCAAGUCCUUCUAGCUCUGACUCAACAAUAUGCUGCAAUUGGAACCACUACACCACCCGACUCAGGAAUCGGCUCCAGAAGGUUAAGCCGAAGGACCGAGAUGUGCCAGGCCCGCCAGCACCACCGAGGCGAGCAGCGCCCGCCGCAGCACCUGCCCCCACGGCGACACCAUCUUCGCAGCCACCCCGGCGAGGGCUGGAGACCACCGCCAGCCGCGCCCCCCGUCGACACCACACCCCCUCCUCUCCUCCUUCCUUUUCAGGCUUUUCUCUCUGUCGUUUCCACUUCUUUCCUCCUUUCUCUGUCCCUUGCUCAGCAGGCUCGGCACCCGGGACCCUGUCCCCUCUUCCCCCCGAUUGAAUUUGCACUAUAAGUCGUUUGCACUGGUUUGGGGUCCCGGGCGGCCUGAGUCUCCGAGCGCGUGUGUGAGCCAAGUAUGCGUGAGCCCACUGCCGAGUGUGCCGGCCCCUCUGGCCGGUGGUGCCGCCCCCGCGCCCCCACCCUCCGUCAUUCUGGGGGUGACUGGGGGCGGCAGAGUGUGUGGGGCCCUGCCCCCCCCUCGCCUAGUCUGGAAGCUCCAAACACCAGGAGCCACCUCAAGCAUUGCAUUGAGUGUCCGUCUUGCCUGUGUCCCUCCUCUCCAGGGCUUCCCCAGAAGCCCUGGACAUCAAUAAAUACCGUUACAGCA
Miniopterus natalensis is the source of this 1105-nucleotide messenger RNA. RefSeq lists its product as uncharacterized. NCBI's taxonomy places the organism in Eukaryota, Metazoa, Chordata, Mammalia, Chiroptera, Miniopteridae. The record is from RefSeq and is a predicted model, not a curated record.